This is a messenger RNA of Eufriesea mexicana, 652 nucleotides long. RefSeq lists its product as uncharacterized. The coding region runs from base 51 to 611 and encodes 186 amino acids. NCBI's taxonomy places the organism in Eukaryota, Metazoa, Arthropoda, Insecta, Hymenoptera, Apidae. The transcript is spliced from 4 exons. The record is from RefSeq and is a predicted model, not a curated record.
AUUUUUGGAAAAAUUGUUAAGCCACGAAGAAAACAGGAAAUUCAAUCACCAUGCAUCGACUAGGGUUUCUUGCAAUGUUUGCAGCUUUAGCAGUGGUGGCGCAAGGUUCUUACGACGUCUGCAAGAGAUGCAACAGGAGUUCUCAGAUGUUAGAAUCACAGAAUUUUUACUAUCCUGAACAACGUCUUUCUCUGCUACAGGAUGCCUUGUAUCUACCUGAAGAAGAUCACAUCGAGAUGUCUGACAACAAUCAACAACAGUCUCUUAAUCGAGCUAAUAGAAAUUUAUUACAUGAAUAUCGUAGUUUAUGCGAAACUGUAACAAAAGAAGUACGGCUAGAUGAUUCUGAAUACGAAUAUCAACCACCCUAUUACCAUGAAGUUUAUUGUAAAAGUUAUUCGUUGCUAAAUAACUUGCAUCACGUCAUGAAUCCACCGAAACAGACAUGCGUGCAUUCUGCUUUUCAUUGCGUGCAAAGAAGGAAAACAUUACUAUUAAUAAGGCGACGAUGGGAUAGUGAAUGUUGGGAACCUUUCACUAAGCAGAUUACCAGUGGUUGUGAUUGUAUGUGGCCAGUUUCUGCUCUUGGAGAUAUAACUAAUCAUUAUUAGUCACCUCUUUGAGAUCGCAAAUGAAACAAGGAGAUUGAUGA